This is a messenger RNA of Penicillium verhagenii, 258 nucleotides long. RefSeq lists its product as uncharacterized. The coding region runs from base 1 to 258 and encodes 85 amino acids. The transcript has 2 exons. The record is from RefSeq and is a predicted model, not a curated record. Lineage: Eukaryota; Fungi; Ascomycota; Eurotiomycetes; Eurotiales; Aspergillaceae.
AUGUGCCUAUCUACUCUCUCCUCUUCUCUCUCCUUUAUCCCUUUGACUAGCUACCUGGUCAGCUUGAACUUGAUCUCCCUGGAUUCACCCUCGCAGCGCGCUCCUCCCGACCUCUUCGACGUGACUAAGUAUCCUGCACCUACCACAUCUGCCUUGGCCUUCGAUCCCGCCGCGGGCGAGGUGAUCUGGCUAGGGGUCCCAGUCGGGGUCCCACCCGAACCGGAGAAGAGAUUGGGCUGGUUGGUUUUCUUAAACUGA